AUGGCCAGCCACGUGGACCUGCUGACCGAGCUGCAGCUGCUGGAGAAGGUGCCCACGCUGGAGCGGCUGCGCGCCGCCCAGAAGCGCCGGGCGCAGCAGCUGAAGAAGUGGGCGCAGUACGAGCAGGACCUGCAGCACCGGAAGCGCAAGCACGAGCGGAAGCGCAGCACCGGCGGCCGCCGGAAGAAGGUGUCCUUCGAGGCCAGCGUGGCCCUGCUGGAGGCCUCCCUCAGGAACGACGCCGAGGAAGUACGCUACUUCCUGAAGAAUAAGGUCAGCCCUGAUUUGUGCAAUGAGGAUGGACUCACAGCCCUGCACCAGUGCUGCAUCGACAACUUUGAGGAGAUUGUUAAGCUGCUCCUUUCCCAUGGUGCCAACGUGAAUGCCAAGGACAACGAGCUAUGGACGCCCCUGCAUGCGGCGGCCACCUGUGGCCACAUCAACCUGGUGAAAAUCCUCGUUCAGUAUGGGGCCGACUUACUCGCAGUCAACUCGGAUGGGAACAUGCCGUAUGACCUCUGCGAGGACGAGCCCACCCUGGAUGUCAUCGAGACGUGCAUGGCGUACCAGGGCAUCACCCAAGAGAAGAUCAACGAGAUGCGGGCGGCCCCCGAGCAGCAGAUGAUCGCAGACAUCCACUGUAUGAUCGCAGCGGGCCAGGACCUUGACUGGAUAGAUGCCCAGGGCGCCACGCUGCUGCACAUCGCUGGAGCCAACGGAUACCUGCGGGCAGCCGAGCUCCUCCUGGACCACGGAGUGCGUGUGGACGUGAAGGACUGGGAUGGCUGGGAGCCCCUGCACGCGGCUGCCUUCUGGGGACAGAUGCAGAUGGCAGAGCUGUUGGUGUCCCAUGGGGCUAGUCUCAGUGCUAGGACAUCCAUGGAUGAAAUGCCAAUAGACCUGUGUGAGGAGGAGGAGUUCAAAGUCCUGCUGUUGGAGCUAAAACACAAGCAUGACGUCAUCAUGAAGUCACAGCUGAGACACAAGUCAUCCUUGAGCCGGAGAACGUCCAGCGCUGGGAGCCGUGGGAAGGUGGUGCGUCGAGCCAGCCUGUCGGACAGGACCAACCUGUACAGGAAGGAGUAUGAGGGAGAGGCCAUACUGUGGCAGCAGCGGAGUGCGGCAGAGGACCAACGGACUGCCACCUACAACGGGGACAUCAGGGAGACCAGGACAGACCAAGAAAACAAGGACCCAAACCCCCGGCUGGAGAAACCCGUGCUGCUCUCUGAGUUCUCUACCAAGAUCCCACGAAGUGAAAUGGAUGGGCCUGUUGAGAACGGCCUCCGGGCUCCGGUCAGCACCUACCAGUAUGCGCUAUCCAACGGGGACAUCUGGAAAGUGCACGAGGUGCCCGACUACAACAUGGCCUAUGGCAGCCCCGGUGUGGCCGACGCCACCCCUCCCUGGAGUGGCUACAAGGAACAGAGCCCCCAGACGCUUCUGGAGCUGAAGCGACAGCGGGCUGCCGCCAAGCUGCUCAGCCACCCUUUCCUGAGCACCCACCUGGGCAGCAGCAUGGCCAGGACGGGCGAGAGCAGCAGCGAAGGCAAGGCCCCCUUGAUCGGAGGCAGAACUUCCCCGUACAGCAGCAAUGGUGCCUCGGUCUAUUACACCGUCACCAGCGGAGAUCCCCCGCUCUUGAAGUUCAAGGCCCCCAUGGAGGAGAUGGAGGAAAAGGUCCACGGCUGCUGCCGCAUCUCCUAGUCUCUGUGUGAUGGAGGAGAGAGAUGCUUCGGGGAAGGGUCUCUGGGAUCCAGGAUCCCCCCCCACCCCCCCAGCAGCCUUGGCUGGGGAGACAUCAGAGGGCAGCUUGCGGGGAGGUGGGCUCUGCUUUCCAGGGGAACGCUGACCCCACCUCACCCAGCGGCCAUAGCAUCGCCACGUCCCACGGUUCCGCUUCCUGCUGCAUUGUCUGCCAUCAGAAACAAGGCCCAUCGUGGCUUCCUAACUCUCCCCGCCGUCAUAUUUGGGAGGGGGGCUGGGAUUCUGGCUCUUUUGUUGGUAAAGGCUUCUCUGGACCAGUACCCGCAUAUCAAAUAUCGGUGUGCAUGCGCUCGCACGCGUGCACACACACACACAUACACACACACGCAACCAUGUGUAGGAAUGACACACCUGGGCUCACGGGAAGCAGGUCGGACUGACAAUUUGUGGGCUCUUCCCAAAAGGAUUGAGGCUAAGACUCUGUUAUGUCACCACUGCCAACAUGGCUUUAGCUGGGAACGGGGCCUGGUAAGCUGAGACCCACAGUCCUACCAGAGUCAUACUGAGGCUUGGGCCACCGUCCACAUCCGGAAGGAGCAGGAGGUCCACUCUUUGAUCAGAGGGAGCUAUGAGCCGACAUGGGUCCAUGACAUGGGCAGUGGCCUGCUCCCCAGAGCCUUGCCCAUGCCAAGAGCCAGCAGUGUGGCCACCCGGAGGCUGAGGUGGAGAGCCAGGCUCUUCCUUUCCUAGAAUAAUCCAAGUCACAUUUUACUUCUAGAUGGAAGUAUCAAAAAUUAGAGGGAAGGGGGAACAAAUUUAGUGUGUCCAAAAGUGCACUUGAUAAAAGAAUUCUCUUAGGCUGCAGGACUCCAGGUGGGAGAUAACUGAUCUUGCUUUCCUGCUUUCUUUCCUGGGUAGCAUCAUGAUCACUAGGGUUUCCUGACGGUGUUGGAAACAUGUAGCUUGUGUUGGAAGGGCUUUCGAGGGCGAGGAGUGAGUUGGUGUUAAUUUCUGUGAGCAUCUCUAGUGGUCGUGACCAAGCCCGGUGCCUUGGGCCAUCUUUGUGAAUAUUCAGGUUGCUUCAGUCCAGCCUCUGUCAGCUAGACUUCCCCAGCCUGAGCCAUCAGAGUGAGCAGUGGGGGACUGCUAGAAGCACCCAACUCCUCCCAGAGUCAAUGCUCAGGACCCCCGGCCCAGCUUUGCCUUUUCUGGAAUGCUUGGUAAGACAAGUCUGCCAGGUGACCCUUGUGAGAUCCCGCCGGGCCCAGGGGCUCCCAGCCUGUCAUGGGAGUGAUGACACCCCAUGGCUGCAAAUCCAAGGUGCCCAUGGCCAACACCCUGCACUGCAUUCAGGAGAGCGGUGGUAGGGCUGGAGUUGGACCUUCCCACGGCCCAACAGCUUCACAGCCACGAUCUCCCUAACACUGGGGAGGGCAGGCUACCCACCGCCUCUCUCCUGCAUCUUCUCAAGAGCCCCCUUGAAACUGCUGUCCACAGGCCCAGCCAGAACCUACUGGUGUACUUAAUAAGCAGCAGGUUUGUCCCCUGUCCUGCGCCUUUUAUUUGUCCUGAAACUACCUCCUUAGAGCUCUGAAGGGGUCCCCUAGUCCUGAUUCCGGGAUUCAGGGGACCACUCUGGGUUCCUUCUAAUCAUCUUUCUGAGCCUAUGAGAAAUUCUCCCUGAGGGGCCCCUGGGCCAGAGGGAGGGGGCUGAGGCUGGAGGAGCCCUCCCCCCACCCCGGUGCCACAAUUCUAGUGAUGGGGUCUGCUGUUUAUCAGUCCCUGUCCCUGCUGUGGCCUCCAUGGCCCCAUAGCCCAGAAAGGGAGCUGGAUCCCAGGGGCCUGGCAGAUGCUUUACCGGGACCAGAGAGCCCCCAGCCCCGGUAAAGGGCAGCUGGACCAGAGAGCAAAGGGCUCUGUGGCAUCACUGUGCGCUUGGUGGCUCCUGGGUGCAGGGAGGGUCACAACACCAGGCCAGCCCCACCCCAGCUCCUGGGCAGACCCAGUCUAGGGUGGAGGGGCAGCUCAGCUCAGGAGGCUGCAGACAGGCAGGCACCAUGCCUCCUGCAGCCCUGGCAUCUGGGGCUGGCUCUCCACCGUGUCAGCCUGGGGCUGGAGCCGGGCAGGGGAUGAUCCAGAACACACAUACCUUUGGCUUUAAAACAGUGUUCAGAUUUGACUGACCCUGAAUUCCUCUGGAGCAAACAUAAGCUGCAAGCAGAAGAAGCCAUACACUCCCAGGAGGGGGCCGGGCAGGUUUCCCGAUCUGUUUGCUCGGGAGCCAGAGACUGAAGGCGCUUAUUACCCAUGUUGAGCCCUUCUGGCCAUUCCCUCCUUUCCCCUCACUGGUUGCUUCCUGGGCCAUUCACCCCCCACCUGGAAGGCCGGGAAUCCUAGCUGAUUCCCCGACAGGAGCCGACUUAAGACUCCCAGGCAUUUCAGCUCUCAUUUUCAGUCGGGGUAAGUCAUUCCCUAUUAGGGCUUCAGGAACCUGGGGAACUUUCCCUAAGGGUCUCCUUGGUGUUGAGGGACAAGGUGGGGUCGGGGUGACUCGUUUAUUUGCUGACUUAGUUUAUUGAGUAGCUGAGACAUACCAAGCACCAUGUUAGAUUCUGGGGGUAAAGGAGGAACAAGACAGGGUGAGGAGACCCCGUUUUACAGUUUGCAUCCCUGGAGGAACACGACUGUCAGCAGCCCCAUUCAAUUUACUUGAGAUGGAGUGACCAUAUCCUGGUCCAGCUUCAACCCAGCUUCUAGCUCCUAGAAUCCCUAGAGUACAAAACCCAUCAGCAGGGAAAUGGCUGCUGUGGCCAUCCCUCGAUAACAUUUGCCAGUAGAUGCAGAUGCUGGAUCUUGAGUUCUAGGGAGACACCUUCCAAGUCUGUCUGGAACUUUCAGGGAUAGCUGCCUUUGGGCCAGCAUCUUUGGGACAUUGUAUAAUAGCAGUUUGAGGUCAGUAUGUAGAAGAACUGAGAGUCUGGAAUUUGCUGCUGAGUGCAUCUCAGGUUCUGAAACUCUUGUCUCUUGCUCAUUUUUGCUCAUUUGUUACGGAGUCCCCCUGCCCUACUGAUGGAGGUGAGGAAGGGGAGGGAGGCGAGGAACUUCUCCUUUAACACUGAAGCCUUUCCUUGGGUCUGCCUCUCCUCCCAGUGGGUGUGGCUCAAGGAGCUUGAAGAAGGCUAGCAAGGUCUGCUGGAGGCUCAACUCCCUCUGAGACCAAGCGGAUGAAAGGAGGCUACUUCCAAAGCAUGUGCCACGUGGUUCACGGUGGAGCUCUGACCUUUGUUCCCACCCUGUGCCCCCAAACCACUGAAAACUGGUGGCCAUCAUCAGGUAGUGAGUUCCUGGAAAGAACGCAGGGAAGUUGAAUAAACCCUAGACCCAGCUCUACUGAGGAGUUCAGGAUAUUAUUCAUCAAAUAUGCAGCAGCGAUGAGACUGCUCUGCACUGUUUGGUCAAUUUCAGCGAGUGUAGGAAAGCUCACAGGGGGUGUCCCCUGUCCUGCCGCACCACGGUUUGCUGGCUUUGUGAUAACAUAAGACCAUCUUGGUGACUGGUGUCCGAUGCCUUUCGAUCUUGAGCUCUCUUUCCCACUUGCUUUCCCAGAGCAGAAUACUGGGGCACUUUCCAGAAGGGCAGUUUUUAACAAGCUACCCAGAAGGACUAUAUUUAACUCUUUCUACUGUGGCCUGGGGACAGCCUCCCCCGCCCCGGUGCACGUAAGAGCAGAGGGUCCUGUGGUCAGUGGUUGACUGCCUAAGUGACCUCCUUUGCCGGAAGCUGUAGUCCUCUCCUUGGCAGGAGACUCUUUUUGGCCAGUUCACCAGAGGGCCUGUUCCCCUGGGCAUUGCAAGAGCUGCACUGCGGGGCCUGGCCCCACGCACUGAGGAAAAGUCUGCAGACCCCCAGCCCUCCGCAAUAAUUCACCAGACCAGAAGCCACUGAUGUACAGAGAACAUUAAGAAAAAUGUAUUUUAUGUGAAAAAAAGUUAAAACUCUGUAUACUGUAUCAGCAGCUUUGUGUAAAAAUGGCAAUCAAGAGAGUCUAAUAUAUUUAAAACUUUUUUAAAAAAAAAAUUCCUUGCAGAUCUUUGAUAUUGUAUUGAAGUAACUUCCAGGGAGCUCCUUGCCAUGUGGCAGUGGUGGGCCUCGAUCUGAGACCGUGGCUCAACCACACCCCAAAGGGGCAUCCCCUGGAGUUGCUUCCAGCUGCCAAGGCCUGUGACAGAAUUCACUGUUGAGAGUUUUUAAUUAAGAUUAUUAAAUCCCUUUUAAUAACA
Molecule: messenger RNA, 5987 nt
Organism: Neogale vison (American mink)
Lineage: Eukaryota; Metazoa; Chordata; Mammalia; Carnivora; Mustelidae
Gene: PPP1R16B
Product: protein phosphatase 1 regulatory subunit 16B
Exons: 10
Coding region: 1-1707 (568 amino acids)
Biological process (GO): establishment of endothelial barrier; regulation of sprouting angiogenesis
Cellular component (GO): cytoplasm
Molecular function (GO): protein phosphatase regulator activity; protein binding; enzyme inhibitor activity
Source: RefSeq, a predicted model, not a curated record